AUGAAUGUAGUGUUUUUCGAAGCGGUUGUUUGUGAAAUUUGGAGGUUAUUGAAGGAGAAAUGUCCCAGCUGUGAAGACAAUCAUCCGAGUCAUAGGAGACACAACUGUAUUAUGUUGUCAGAUGAGGAGGGAUGGUUAUUGCAUGGUUUGGAGGAAGUGGAGCAUGUGAUUGAGAAUGGAAUUUUGAGGAAACAGUUUCUUGAAGCUAUUCGAGUGAUGAAAUUGGAAUAUUACGGGCGUGCGAAGGAACAUCAUUAUGUGAACUUGACGAAAGAUCAUAAAGUAACACUUGAUUUUUUGGGGAAUUUGAGAGGAAGUUUUUCUGAUUAUCAACCCAUUUUGAACUACCUGAUGUAUUGGAGCAAGGAACAUUGUGCAUAA
Messenger RNA from Paramuricea clavata, 381 nucleotides. The record is from the annotation of a GenBank genome assembly. NCBI's taxonomy places the organism in Eukaryota, Metazoa, Cnidaria, Anthozoa, Malacalcyonacea, Plexauridae.